AUUUUGAACCAAGCAAAAAAAAGAAAGUUAAAGUGUUACUCAAACUCAGAGGAAGACUGAUUACUCCAUCCUCUCAGUAACUAAUAACCAUGCCGAGCUGAAGAAGAAGAAGAAAACAGGAGUACUUGUUCGUCUGCUACGUCUCACUUGAACCGGCGGAGUAGACACCUCUAUACAUUCCCUUACUCUCAGGUUUCCACCGUCCCAAGGGCGGAGUACGGAUAAAAUUCGUGCCAGGGCUCUCACACUACAACCACACACUCAACGACUGGACCAAAUGCUAGCAAACCCUACCUUCCAUGGCCGGCCUCUGCAAUUCACUCCCACCGCAGCUCGCCACACGUUAUUUCCCCUGCAACUCCCACCGUCCUUCAUUUCCGGUAGAAGAGCCCCUGCCAGAAGAAGGAAUUGUCGCAAAGUCUGCUAUCAGUUGCCUGUUUUAGCUACUUCUGGCGCAGCCGCUUUUGCAGCUGCUCCGCCCCACCCUUAUUCAAUCAAAAUCCCCGUUGGAGAUCGCUUUAUAACGGUAGAGACAGGCCGUAUGGGCAGGCAAGCUAGUGGAGCAGUUACAGUAACAGACGGAGAAACUAUUAUAUACACAACUGUAUGCGUUGCUGAUGAUCCAAGCGAGCCUUCCGAUUUCUUCCCUCUAUUCGUUCAAUACCAAGAAAGAUUUUCAGCAGCUGGUCGCACCAGUGGAGGAUUUUUCAAACGAGAAGGGAGAGCAAAGGAUCACGAGGUUCAUAUCUGUAGAUUGAUAGAUAGGCCUCUGCGGCCAACUAUGCUUAAGGGAUUCUACCAUGAAACUCAAGUGCUUUCUUGGGUGUUAAGUUAUGAUGGUUUGCAUUCCCCUGAUUCUUUGGCACUGACGGCUGCUGGAAUUGCUGUGGCCCUAUCAGAAGUACCAAACUCAAAGGCCAUUGCUGGAGUUCGGAUUGGUCUUAUUGGUGACAAGUUCAUUAUAAAUCCAACCACGACAGAGAUGGAUGAAUCAAAGUUGGAUUUGUUACUGGCUGGCACAGAUAAUGCGAUAUUAAUGAUUGAGGGAUACUGUGAUUUUCUUCCAGAGGAAACAUUGCUUGAAGCUGUACAAGUCGGACAGAAUGCUGUACAGGCCAUAUGUAAGGAGGUUGAAGCUCUAGUGGAGAAAUGUGGAAAGCCAAAGAUGUUUGAUGCAAUCAAGUUACCUCCUCCGGAACUCUAUAAUUUAGUCGAAGAAAUUGCUGGUCCUGAAUUAUCAGAACUUUUACAAAUAAAAAAUAAGAUUCCUAGAAGGAAAGCAUUAGCAUUACUAGAGAGUGAGGUUACAAGUAUACUUUCAGAAAAGGGAUAUGUCAGGAAGAUAGAAGAACAUGUACCCAAUGAACAUUCACUAGAGUCAUUGGAAGAUGAGGAUGAAGAAGUUAUCGUUGAUGGCGAAGUUGAUGAAGGUGAUGUUCACAUAAAGCCGGUUGGAAAGAAAUAUGUUCCCUUGCUAUUUUCCGAGGUAGACGUGAAGCUGGUAUUUAAAGAGAUCACAUCCAAAUUUUUGCGCAAGCGGAUUGUGGAGGGUGGAAAAAGAAGUGAUGGAAGAACUCUUCACGAGCUACGACCAAUCAAUUCAUGUUGUGGACUACUUCCCAGAGCACAUGGAAGUGCCCUUUUUACUCGAGGUGAAACACAGUCUUUAGCUGUGGUUACACUUGGUGAUAGACAAAUGGCACAAAGGAUAGAUAACAUUGUUGAUGAAGAUGAAUUUAAGAGGUUCUAUCUGCAGUACUCUUUUCCUCCCUCAUGUGUUGGUGAAGUUGGACGGGCAGGAGCACCAUCUAGAAGGGAGAUAGGUCACGGGAUGCUGGCAGAGAGAUCACUAGAACCCAUACUGCCUUCUUGCGAUGACUUUCCUUACACAAUACGUGUUGAGAGUACUAUAACUGAAAGCAAUGGCUCAUCGAGUAUGGCAUCUGUAUGUGGAGGGUGCUUAGCAUUGCAGGAUGCUGGUGUUCCUUUGAAGUGCUCUAUCGCUGGUAUAGCUAUGGGUAUGGUUUUGGACACUAAAGAAUUUGGGGGCAAUGGAACUCCCCUAAUUCUUUCUGACAUCACAGGAUCCGAGGAUGCAUCAGGCGAUAUGGAUUUUAAGGUUGCUGGUAAUGAUGAUGGAAUAACUGCAUUCCAAAUGGACAUAAAGGUAGUAGGAAUUACAUUACCAAUCAUGAAACAAGCUCUCUUACAAGCAAAAGACGGUCGUAAAAAGAUCCUCGCUGAGAUGUUGAAAUGCUCACCACCUCCUUCAAAGAUGCUCUCGAAAUAUGCUCCAAUAAUCCAUGUGAUGAAGAUCAAACCCGAGAAAUUGAAUCUUAUCAUUGGUUCUGGUGGAAAAAAAGUGAGGAGCAUUAUUGAGGAAACCAAGGUUGAAGAUAUAGAGACACAAGGCGAUGGAGUUGUGAAGAUAACCGCAAAGGAUUUGAAGACUUUAGAAAAAGCUAAAGCCAUUAUUGGUAAUCUCACGAUGGUUCCAACAGUUGGUGACAUAUACAGGAAUUGUAAGAUAAAAUCAGUUCUUCCUUAUGGAGUUUUCGUAGAGAUUGCCCCUGGCCGUGAGGGACUGUGUCAUGUCAGUGAAUUGAGUGCAGAUUGGGUGUCUAAAGCAGAGGAUGCUGUUAAAGUAGGAGAGCAUAUUGAUGUCAAGCUUAUUGAGAUCAAUGAGAAAGGACAGCUUAGGUUAAGCCGUCGUGCAUUGUUGCCCAAUCCUAAUCCGGAGAAACCCACUGCAAAGCAACAUGCCCCCGCCGGCCUUCCAAAGGACAAAGCUGUACUACAGAAAUCUUCCAAAGACAACAAUUUUGUUCCAGAACCACACAAAGAAUUGGUCAGUCCCUUGAAUGAUGGGAAAGUUACUGACAAAGAAAAACCAACAAAGGGAAGUACGAAUACUACGAAAUCUGUCACUAACCUUCCAAGCAAAUGUUGAGGAGCACAAGUGAAGGGAGAUUCCAAAUGUUGGAUAUCAUCUGACCUGUGUUUCGCCCCGGUUUUCUAACUCUUGGCAGAUAUGGUUCUCCCUCCCGGCAAACAGAGCUGGUUGAUCAUUGCUCUUUGGAUCCAUUGCAAAUCCCAAUUAAGCAGAGCUGCAUUCAUGGAAAAGGGGAUAGUGAAUGGGGAAUCCAUUCUCUAUAUUUGCUCAGCAAUUUUCAUCAUUUAUUAGAGGGAGAGAAGGGUCAAAAGGCAGAUGUUGUGUUUGAGCUGUUCGUCUUACUAUUGCUAAUUCUCAUUGCGAAUUUUAAAUUUAUUUGAUUCUUUCACUGGAAAACUAGAAACAUAAAUUUUUUGGUGGUAUACAUUUUGUUUUUGCAGAGUUUGAUUACAAUAUAUUGAAUUACAUUGCGGGGAUAAAUGUUAAUGAAGAUAGAGACAUUAC
This is a messenger RNA of Cuscuta campestris, 3397 nucleotides long. The record is from the annotation of a GenBank genome assembly. Lineage: Eukaryota; Viridiplantae; Streptophyta; Magnoliopsida; Solanales; Convolvulaceae.